Messenger RNA from Amphibalanus amphitrite, 3469 nucleotides. Its product is annotated as peroxidase-like. Gene Ontology annotation, biological process: response to oxidative stress. Gene Ontology annotation, molecular function: peroxidase activity; heme binding. The transcript has 15 exons. The record is from RefSeq and is a predicted model, not a curated record. NCBI's taxonomy places the organism in Eukaryota, Metazoa, Arthropoda, Thecostraca, Balanomorpha, Balanidae. Bases 413 to 2824 code for a protein of 803 amino acids.
UGGCCGCCGCCUGCAAGGCUGCCAUUGUGGAAGAGAGACCUUCUCGGAUUUCAAAAGAACGAUUCGAUCGUCGUAGCUCGCUCACCAUCCACUUAAGUCAUUCGGCAUCAAGAUCGCAUCUUCGGCCUCUGUAUGCCUUCAUCCGACAAAUCUGGGCCCCACUGGCAGCCGGACUCAUUUGCCGUCCCCACCAGUGAGUGGGUAAGUAUCGCCAAGUUAAGAGCGUGCCAAGUUGCCGGGGUGGGCGGCGCGGCGGUGGGCGGCCGCGCAGCCCUGCAGGCCCGGCCGGUGACCAGCCGCGGGUCGGAAUUCCCCUGGUGCGCUGGUGGCUCGCGCUGCGACCGGCUUCAUUCCGACCCGCCGCUCGGACCGGGUGGCACGUGCUCCCUGCGCUCUCCACACCUCCGCCAGCAUGAGGAUACUCGCUGUGGCAGUGCUGGUGGCGCUGGCAGCCGCCGCCGAGGAGGAACCCAAACGCGAGAAGCGUCAGAUUGUGUUCGGCGGCAGCGCGUUCAGCAGUCCGAGCCCGCACACCCGAGACCGCGGCUCGCCGGCGGCGCAGUGCAGCAGCGGCGAGUGCUCGCCGCUGGUGUUCUGCUCGGGCAUUGUCUCCGGCACCAGCCCCAAGACGACGGCUGCCGUCUGCGACCUGGGCGACGGCUCGACGGGCCUCUGCUGCCGCCGCGACCCCGUCCAAGCGUCUCCGGCCAACCGCAUCCGAAACCCGUUCACCAAGCCGUUCAAGAACGUCAACAUCAGGUUCAUCAACACCAACGAGCUGAACGGCGCGUGUCGCAAGGGCAUCCAGUUCGUGGACCAGCAGCGGCGCAUGGGCGAGAUGCUGCUGCAGCAGGACAUCCGCGUGCGCUCCAACACGCCCGACGCCGGACACUUUAACUUCUUCAAGACGUCCAAACAGGCGCUCGACAUGGGAAACAACGCCCUGUUCAACUCGGAGGCCGGCAACGGCCUGCUCAUGCAGUUCGGCCUGACCCCGGACCAGGGCGCGUUCGGCCUGCAGCAGUUCAGCGUGCUCAACACCAUCAUCAACCAGACCUGCGCCGCGCCGCCGCGCUGCAACCCCGGCUCGGUGUACCGCAGCGCCGACGGCAGCUGCAACAACCUCAACAACCCGGCCUGGGGCAUGUCGCGCACGGCGCUGCAGCGCAUCCUGGCGCCCGCCUACGAGAACGGCAUCUUCACGCCGCGCGUGGCGGCCGACGGCGGCGCGCUGCCCUCGGCACGCGACGUCUCCAACCUGGCGACCGGCAGCACCAACGACCCGUACCCCGACCUGGCCAUCUCGGUGAUGACCUGGGGCCAGUUUCUGGACCACGACCUAUCCAUCUCGCCCAUCUUCCGUCUCGAGGGCAGCUCGGGUAUCGAGUGCUGCACGGAGGAGGGCAAGGACCUGCCCGUCAGCCUGCGCCACCCGCAGUGCUUCCCCAUUCCGGUCUCAGAGUUCGACCCCUUCUACAGACAGUUCGGCCGCACCUGCCUCAACUUUGUCCGCUCGCUGCCGGCGCCGCGGCCCGACUGUAACUUCGGGUACGCCGAGCAGAUGAACGCGCUCACGCACUACAUGGACGCGUCCAUGAUCUACGGCUCUGACGACGAGCAGUCGCGCGGGCUGCGCGCCUUCCGCGGCGGCCUGCUGCUCAACUCGCGGCCCGGCGCGCUGCCCGUCGAGACCGGCGAGCUGGAGGAGUGCUUCGCCAAGGAGAUCGGCGCCGAGUGCUACAAGGCCGGCGACGGCCGAGUCAACGAGAACCUGCCGCUGACGGUGAUGCACACGGUGUGGAUGCGCGAGCACAACCGUGUGGCGCGCGCCCUGGACGAGCAGGCGCGCCGCCUGUACGGCCAGCAGCUAUCCGACGAGCAGCUCUACCAGGAGGCGCGUCGCAUCGUCACCGCCGAGUGGCAGCACAUCAACUACAACGAGUGGCUGCCCAUAGUGCUCGGCCGCCAGUUUAUGGACGUGUACGACCUGAAGCCCAAGACGAGCGGCUACUCGUUCGACUACCGGCCCGACAUCAACCCGUCCAUCAACAACGAGUUCAGCACGGCCGCCUUCCGGUUCGGCCACACGCUCGUCCAGAACCACGUCCAGCUGUUCCGCGACGCGCGGUCCCAGAGCGGCGCUCUGCAGCUGCGAGAUGUGCUCAACAACCCCAGUCUGCUGAACAGAGAGACGGGCAUCCUGGAGUCGGUGGUGCGCGGCUUCUACCUGCAGCGCGCUCAGCGCUUCGACGAAAACGUCAUCGACGACCUGAAGAACCACCUGUUCCAGCCGCCGGGCGGACGCCAGGGCAUGGACCUGGUGGCGCUGAACGUGCAGCGCGGUCGCGACCACGGCAUCCCCUCCUACAACGAGAUGAGGGAGAAGUGCGGCCUGCGCCGGGCCACCCGCUUCGAGGAUCUCUACGGAGACCUGCCCAACGACGUGGUGGACCGGAUGCGCUCCAUCUACCGUUCGGUGGACGACAUUGACCUGUUCCCGGCCGGCAUCGCCGAGCGGCCCGUGCCCGGCGCCCUGCUCGGACACACCUUCCUCUGCAUCGUCGGAGACCAGUUCGCCCGGCUCAAGAAGGGAGACAGGUUCUUCUACGACCUGGGCGGACAGCCGCACUCCUUCACAGAGGCGCAACUGUUUGAGAUUCGCAAGACCAGCUGGGCGCGUAUCAUGUGUGACAACGUGCCGGGUCUGGCGGAGGUGCAGCCUCUGGCCUUCUACACGCCCAACUUCUACAACCAGCUGACGUCGUGCAGCAGUUACGCGAUCCCCAGUGUGGGAUUCGCGGCCUUCGCCAGCCCGCUGCAGUAGCCGGCCGACGGCCCGCCCAGCCCCCGUGGAGUGAGCCCUCAGAAGGCCCGGGCCUUCUGAGGGCUCACCCGCCCCGCCCCGCCGGGAGCGACCGCCGCGCCGCGGGCAGGGGCCGGCGGCGAGCGGCAGGAACAGCCCACUGCGCCACCGCCUGACGCUGCGAGCCGCUCCCGUCCGGCGUGUCACCGUGAUCAGUGACCGGGCGGGCGGCCCACAGCCGGGCUCGGGCGCUGGCCGGUCGGCUGCUCCUGCCGACAGCGGCGGGCGGGGCCCAGAGACCGAUGGCCACUAGUAUUACCGCUGUAGUCGCGUCGUGUCCGCGGCGCCGAGACAGGGUUUGUAUACGAUUGACGAGUGGUGCCCAGCCCCCAGCGUGGGAGCAUUCAGAGAGUUACCCCAAAACAGAGUUACUCCAACUUUUAAGAACAUUUUUUGUAAGUUAUUGCUGCGGCUUGCGCCAUUGUCCGUGUCAUGUUGUUCGGGGAGAGGAGGGCUGACGGAGAUCAGUGAAAGAAAAUAUAGAACGUCUAUAUAGAACAGCUGCCUUAUCCACAUGUGAAUGAAUCGAGAAUGAUAUAGCAUUUCGAAGAGGCAGGGCCUCAAAAUACCUGUUGACGUACGGUGAAUAUAUUUGACAAGUGACAA